This is a messenger RNA of Centropristis striata (black sea bass), 4312 nucleotides long. RefSeq lists its product as uncharacterized. The transcript has 9 exons. The coding region runs from base 460 to 1152 and encodes 230 amino acids. NCBI's taxonomy places the organism in Eukaryota, Metazoa, Chordata, Actinopteri, Perciformes, Serranidae. The record is from RefSeq and is a predicted model, not a curated record.
CAGGAGGAGCUUGGCUGUGGCUUUCCAGGCUGAGAGUAAGGAGCAGGAGCAGCCAGACUCAGAUGAGGAUGAAGAGGCUUUGAAGAGGGGCCUAGCUGAGAUUGUCUCCAAUCUCAGUGACGGAGACACCUCCGAGGACGAGGAGGACAGCAGCGAGGACGAGGACGCUACUAAGCUGGGACCCAUUUUUGGAGGCCGGUCAAAGGCCUCCAAAAUGAGGAAGCUGUCCUUCCCUCCCUCCAUUGAGAAAUACAUGGAGGACUAUAGAAGCAGCAUCGGCUGGUGACCCGGGAAGCCCUGGCGACCUGCCAGUCCUUGGCCCGGGCCAACAUCCCCGAGCUCCUGGGCAACAUUGAGAAAGCCCCUCUCCGGCACCCACCAACGAGAUACCGGUUCUUCGGGUACCUCGGGGCCUACAUAGCCUCAAUAUAUGGCCACAGGACAGGAGUGCUGACCUGCAUGAGGGUGAAGGAGGUGAAGGAGGCCCUGGGGGACGACAGCACGGGGUACCUCAUCAAUGUCAGGGACCAUAAAACACUGAGGAAGUUUGGCCUGGCCCAACUCUACCUUGAUGGAGAAGAGUACGGGUGGUGUAAGCGGUGGCUUGACCUCAGGAGGAGGUGCGUGGCCACCAACCCGUACUUCUUCUCCUCCUUUGGGAAGGGCCAGGCCAAGGACAUGGUGAGAUAUGUCCGGAGGGCCUGGGCAGAGAUGGGACUGCUGGGGAGCCCUUCCCUCCUGGAUGUUAGGAGCGCUGUGGCCACCUACAACUUUGAGUCAAACAAGAAGGAGGACCGGGAGAAAGUGGCCUCCUUCAUGUGCCACUCAGUGGCCACCCAGGAGCGCUUUUACGCUCUCCAUAAGACGGUGGCCCUGGCUGGGAAAAUGCUCCAGCUCUUUGUGAUGUCCAGCCUGGAGGAGAAGGAGCUGGCAGCACCCCCGCCAUCACCCCCACCAGUGUCUCCAAGGAAGAGCAGCGGCGAAAGCAGCCUAAAAAUCACUGCCCGCCGCAUUAGAAAGAGGCUCUUGAGCCCGGCCACAACGCCAGAAAGUAAACUGCGUAUGAGGGCGAAGGUGGUGCUCUCGAAGGAAUCUGGCAUGGAUAGGAGAGUACCUCUCCUUGGUCUUCCUCAGGCAAUGACACACUGGUAGCUGUGGGAAAUAGCUGGCAUAGAUGCGCUCUGCUUGGUGCUCAGAGAAGGAGUGAGCUGCUCCAGUCUCUCUGCCACUUAUAUAGCCACGAGUCCUGUGCUGAUUGGCUGUUAGAAAGACUCCCAAGUAAGUCACAUUUGCAACUCACUUAUAUGUUAUCUUUUUUUAGGUUAAUCGUAUUGUGAUUUAUUUAGGUCUGAUAUUUUUUUAAGUUAGUAAUAUUGUGUUUUAGUUAUUUGUUGUUUUUAAGAUAGAGGUAUUAUAAUUUAUUUGUCAAAUUUAUUUUUGAGUCAGUGGCAUUAAUAAUUCUCUUAUUUAUUUAACUUAUUUCCACCCUAAAAGCUGAAAUUGUCUUUUUAAUUAACUUAUGAUGUCCGAAAUGAAUUUUUUAAUGUGUUUUUCCAAAAAUGAAUUGUUUUUUAAUGUUAUGUCAAACAUGACUUAUUUUAACGUUGUAUUGUCCAAAAUGAAUUAUUUUAAUGAGUAGAUGUAAAAAUUGAAUCAUUUUUAAUGUGUUGAUGUCUCCCAUGAAUUGUUUUUUAACCCCAUGUCGUCCAAAAUGAAUUAUGUUGACUGGGUUGAAUAGACAAAUUACUUUUGAUUGUAGAUUAUGACAUAAAUCUGAUAGAUAAAUACUCGGGACCAUAUGGAUAUUAUUAAAAUAUAUUUAAUAAAGGACCAUAACAAAUUGUUUUGUUAAAUUAAUCAACAUGCAAUUUAAGUUUAAUUCGUGAGGCUAACAACCUUGCAAUAAAACCAAAAUGCAUAAAAAAAGUUAAAAAUUCAUCCAAUUUAUGCAAUUAUGAUCAUUCAUGAACAUUCUCUAAUGUUUGUUUGUUUGCCAUGUUGUUAUAAUGCACAUUGAAUGAAAAAUGUAAAACGGGUACAUCAAUACAAUUACCCUGAAAUCAACCACUAUGGACUAUGGCCAUUACAGUUUGUUUUCUCCAAAAUAAUGAUGAGAAAUGACUUGUAAUUAUUUUGAAGUAAUGUUUGUUUGACUUGUCAGGGUACAGUUCCAGUUCCUCUGCCUUUCUUUAGCCAUCUUCAUUAUCUGCAUUAUCUCCGUUUCACAAUAAGCUAAAGUGAUAUUGUGACCUUGAAGUCCCAGUUUGGGAGCUGACUUGACAUUUGGGUCUGACUGGAGUUGUUGGUCUGACUGGGGAAUCAGGGCCUACAGGAGGCUGUUAAAUAUUUCCAGUUGCCCUUUCCUGGCCUUACUCCUACCAUGAGCCUCUCUCCACUUCUUUCUCUCUCUCACUACCAUCUUUUUGUCUUUCUUUCUCCCUUUUUCCAUGUCUUUUUUCCACUUCUGUCUCUCUUUUUCUAAGUACUCCUGUCUCCUCUGUUCAUCAGCAUCUCGCCUGGCACGGUAGAGCUUCUGCUUUUCAGCAGCACUCAAUGUUGCUGAAGAACUCUGUCAAAAUCAAUUUAAAGAUAGUCAAUUACUCUAUUGAAAACAACCUUAAAAUGAUUUGAAAACAGUUCAGUAAAUAUUGACUGAAUAAUUCCACCAAUAUUGUUGCAACUUGCCUAGACUAAUACUAAUGAUAAUAUUUAAAACUAGAUUUUGUUCAAUUAUAUGUACAAAUUAGAUUUUACGAUUGAUAACAGUGAUUGUCUCCUCUGAGUGAACUUAAAGAGAUUCAACCCUGUUACUGUAGUUCAAGCCUGUUACUCUAAUUACAGUAACAGGGUUGCAAAUUGGUACUAAUGUUGGCUGUUUAGCAGAAAAAAGAUGCUAGCUAUGGAAUGUACUGUUCCUGUAAGGUUGAGAACAAACCUAGUUAUUUAAAGGAACAAAGAAAACUGUGAAAAUAUGAGUAACAGGGUUGCAUUGCUUAGAGGGACACACUCGACCAAGGCCAAUGAAAUAUGAAGUGUUUUUACACUUACAAAAUACAUAAAUCAACAAAAUAAUUUAUAAAAAAAAGUAACCUUAUUUUAACCACUUUAUUUGACAUGCAUGUUGGCCAUCAAGAGGGUGGGACAAGAGAAAAAGGCAAUUUUAGGGGGUGUUUAGAGUAAUUUUAUAUUUUAAAUAAUAUUUUGGAACCAGUUUUUGUAUAACUCUAUUCAUAUUUUGUCUCAUAAUUAUAAUUUUCACCACAAAUGCACGUUUUGGAUUUUUAUGCAUGAUUUAUUUGAAAAUUAAUGGGUGGGACAUAAAAUGUCCUCCAAUUCUGGAAUGACCCACAUAUUUGCCAUUUCCACCUCUUGUAUUCAAAUAUCUAUGCAUGCUGUGGGGAAUUACUAAGAAAUGCUUAGACAGUCACGUUGUAAGUAGUCACGUUGUAAGUAAGCAUUUCUUAGUAAUAGACAGAGAGUUUCAUAAGUCAACAGUUAUAACUUAUGAAACUCUGUCUAUUACACAAGUUUUGACUUAAAAUGCACUUUUCACAUCUUCAUUCAUAACGUGUAAUAGAGUGACGUUGUGAGUGGAAAUGCAGAAUUUUAAAGAGGCAGUUAUCAGUUGCAAAUCACUGAUUUUAUUUAUUUUUUGCCCCAUCUGCGACCGGGUCUUCAAGGGUGUGGCCAAACACCUGAGAACCUGGCACAAGGUGGAGAAUGUGGCGGAGAGGGCCAUUUUAAAUCAGCUGGCCACAGGCAGGGUCAACCUGGGCUCAGGACCCUGCCCUGUUCCAGGCUGCCUCUCCAGGUUUUGUCCCCAGCUGGAGAGGCACAUCAUGAGCCACAGGUCCCACCUCACAGCUGCACGCCUCCAGAGGGUUCUGGAGGCUGCCAAGAGGCGUGUGGCUGUAAAACGACUGAGGGACCUGAGGGCCACCAACCCCAACCCGCCCCUGAAGUCCACCCUGGACGUGGAGGAGGAGGAGAGGGAGGAGGAGAAGACUGUUUAUAUAGUAGUGUAAAUAUUUGUUUGUUUUUCGGAAGAAAACCCCCCCCAAAAAAGGGAUUUUAUAUACUAGUGUAAAUAUUUGUUUGAAGUUAGGAUUAGGAUUUUAUAGAGUAGUGUAAAUAUUUUAAUAGUUUAGUAUUUAAGUAUGUAGUAUGUAAGCAUUUUAUUUAUUUUAUAUAGUAGUGUAAAUAUUUGUUUGUUUUUCAGAAAAAAAAACCCCAAAAUUAGGAUUUUAUUAUAUAGUAGUGUAAAUAUUUGUGUAGUUUAGUAUUGAUGUAAGCAUGUUAUUUUUUACAUAUA